GUUUGACAAGUGGCAUCUGAAUUUAAAUAAUGUUUUGUGAAAUAUUUUUGGUUUAUGGACUGUGUAAGCUUUGAGAAUUUUAAUUUUUUUUUAAAGAAAUGUGAAAUACUGAGACUGAGAAGCGAGGCAGCAAGAAGAAGAACAUAAUAGAAAAUGAAAAUUGAUCGAUUAUAGUAUGAAAAUCGUGCUCAUUACUCAAACUUAUCCACUCUUUACCUUACUACAUAAGGCCCUCUUUCGAGUUGGACGUAUUCACUAAAAUAUAUAUCCUCAAGUCUGUCAUUUUUUAAUAUACCAACAUUCCUUAUCUGUCAGCUGCUAAACUUGUGGAUAAAAUACAAAAGAAAAAUCCAAAUGGAACUUUAUCUGCAGGUUAAUAUCAUCCGACAGAUCCUCAACUACAAGAUAACUAAUUCAAUAAACUGGCCUUAAAUUGAAUUUUCAGAAUAAUAUGAAUAAAAUUGAGAUUUAAAAAAAAUUAAAUUAAAUCAAUGGUGGCUUUUAACUAGACACUUACACCAUAAUAUUAUUGAAAUAGAAGAAGAAUGUUUCUCCACGAUCUGUGUAUAUUACAAUUUCUGUUCAAAUAAAUUUCAAUUUGAUUCUCUAAAUGAUAAAUUAAAGACCGAAAAGAUAUGGAGCAACAAGUAAUUAAGGAAGAAAUCGAGAUUAACGAUGAUUUUAUUUGUAAUAUGAAUGUUAAACAAGAAUUAAGUGAUGAAAUGCCUAGUGCUGCUUUUCAAAAUGUAAAUAAAAUUAGUAAGCAUCCUGUUAAACAAGAAAUAAGUGACGAUCUAGUAUUUGAAGAAUCUAUGAUUCCCGCAAAAACAGGAGAAUGUACUAAUUUGGUUGAUAAACCUAAAAUUCCAAAGAAAUUGGUACAUUUUAGAAUAAAACCAGAUGGAAAACAUCUGAUUCAGAAUAUGAUCGGUGGGAUUAUAAUCUGUGAUUUGUGUGGAAAAUUAUAUACGAAACAAAUCGAAUUCCUUUGGCACUUUUCUGCAAGACAUUGUAUGGAACAGAAGUUUUACCAGAAUAAUAAAUGUAAAAAAAGGGAAACAACAGAUCCUGCUGUUAACAGAAAUCUUAACGAGAUUGAGAAAAACGAAAUACUUCAACUUUAUUUGAAAGAAGAAGAAGAUAUUAAAUUUGCUGAUAAUUUUAAUUCAAGUUUAAAUGAAUGCCAGACAUUGGGAAAAAAUGAUAUUAAUGGGGAUUUGUCUGCCUGCAAUGAAAGAAAGCCAUUCAAAUGUGACAUGUGUUUGAAAACUUUUUCACAGAAGUAUAAGAUGAAAAUACAUUCACGUAUACAUACAGGGGAAAAGAAAUUUAAAUGUGAGAUUUGUUCAAAAACUUUUUCACAUAAAGUUAGUUUAAAUUCACACAUGUGUAAUCACACAGGCGAAAAACCAUUCAAAUGUGACAUUUGCUCAAAAACCUUUUCACAAAAAUACAGUAUGAAAAGACAUUUGUUGCUUCAUACAGGAGAAAAGCCCUACAAAUGUGAGAUUUGCUCAAAAUCUUUUUCAGAAAAAUAUUAUUUUACCCUACAUUUCCGUUGUCAUAGUAGAGAAAAACCAUACAAAUUUGAAAGUGCUUUGACUCGUUUGCACAGUCACACAAGAGAAAAUUCAUUUAAAUGUGAUAUUUGUUCGAAAACUUUUUCGUACAAAUAUAGUUUGAAACGACAUUUAAUUAAUCAUUUAGAAGAAAAGCCUUUUAUGUGUAACGCUUUAGGCGACUGCGAUGCUCUCCCACUACACGCUCCGUCAUUGUUGACAUUCAGGCGUCAGUCGGCGUUGUGCUACAGCCACGUAAAAAUGUCCGCCAUUAUUGAUGCUCCCGCCAAGUGUGAAUUGCGAAGUGUGAUUCGUUUUCUACAGGUUGAAGGCCAUAGUGCUGCAGAAAUCCAUCAGAGAAUGAGUCGUGUGUAUGGGGAAAACUUCAUGAGUGAUGGUGUUGUGCGUGAAUGGUGUCGAAAGUUUAAAGAGGGCCGUAAAGAUGUGCAUGAUGAAGGGGGCCAAGGACGCAAAUCUGUCGUUUCAGAUGACCUGGUUCAACAAGUUGACAGAAUGGUUAAAGAAAAUCGCAGAUUCACCAUCACUACUUCGCCUACGGAAUUUCCAGAUGUUCCAAGGUCUGUUUUGUACUCUACUUAAAUUCAUUGGCAGCAACUUUCUUUGAAAAUGAUAUUGAAAAGCUUGUCCACAGAUAUGACAAAUGUCCCAAUCUCUUCUGUGAUUAUGUCAAAAAGUAACCGUAAGUGUACUAAUCUUUUGGUUACUCUUAUAUGAACUGGUCUUUUAUUUAUAGCCUAUUGGAGGUUAAAAAAAACGGCCCUCGUACAUUUAUAUGGUCAAAAAUGCGUUUACAACAAAUAAAUUAGUUUGUUAAGUAUCAGUGAAUUGUUAAAGGUAUUCGGUGUUAUUUUAUAAAUAAAUCAGUCAGUAAGAUUUACCAGUUGUAUAAAUUCACCCCACUGCUUAAAAACUGUUUAAGUAAAUAAGAAAUUUACUAUAGGGUAGAGAGACAAAUAUUAGACCCUUGGAAUUUUUUUUCCUUUAUUGUUCAUUACUUCUCUGGAUCCCCCAAUCAAUGCUGAUUGGUUGGAGGUUCAGGCAUCAUGCUUUCUGUUGCGAAAUUAACUAGAAAACACUUAUACCGGAAGCACUUGCAAUUCUCACUAAUCUCAUCACUUGAGGUCCGUAGUUUUUUCAUCACGUCCUUCAUUCUUCCAGGCUUGUUCCUUUUUUUACAUUACCUUGUUCACUAGUCCCAUCUACACUCUUUGUUUUACUAAAAUCACUCAACAUGCUGAAAUUUAAAUAUUAAAAAAGGUUAGGUUGAGGUUAUAGAUCUGUUCAACAACACAGUAACGAGAGAAAACUCAGCUGAUAGUGAAGGGGAGAGAAAUGGAACUUGAUUGCAUUUGCCCGUAGCGCAUGGACUAUGAUCUUUCUUCCUCGUUAGCUCUAAUCAAAAUUCAAACUGGCCCUAAAUCGAAUUUUAAGAACAACAUUAAUUAAAUUGAGAUUCAAAAAGAAUUAAAUUAGAUCAAUGGUUUUCAAAUGGUGGCUUUCAACUAAACAGACCAUAUUAUAAAAAUAGAAGAAGAAUGUUUCUCCACGAUCAGUAUACAUUACAAUUUUUGUUCAAAUAACUUUUAUUUACUUCUUUAUUUGAUAAAAUCAAGACCGAAAGGAUAUGGAGCAGACAGUGAUUAAGGACGAAAUCGAGAUUCACGAUGAUUUUAUUUGGAAUAUGAAUGUUAAACAAGAAUUGAGUGAUGAAAUGCCUAGUACUGCUUUUCAAAAUGUAAAUAAAAUUAGUAAGCAUCCUGUUAAACAAGAAAUAAGUGACGAUCUAGUAUUUGAAGAAUCUAUGAUUGCCGAAAAAAAAGGAGAAUGUACUAAUUUGAUUGAUAAACCUAAAAUUCCAAAGAAAUUGGUACAUUUUAGAAUAAAACCAGAUAGAAAACAUCUGAUUCAGAAUACAAUUAGUGGGGUUAUAAUCUGUGAGUUGUGUGGAAAAUUAUGUACCAAACAAACCGAAUUCCUUUGGCACUUUUCUACACGACAUUGUAUGAAACAGAAGUUUUACCAAAAAAAUAACUGUUGUGAAAGAAGGUCAACAACAAACACUGCUGUUAACAGAAAUCUUGACAAGAUUGUUAAAAAUGAAAUAGUUCAGCCUUAUUUGAAAAUGGAAGAAGAUAUUAAAUUUGCUGAUAAUUUUAAUUUAAGUUUAAAUAAUUGCCAGACAUUGGAAAAAAUUGAUAUUAAUGGAGAUAUGUCUGCUCGCAAUGGACAAAAGCCUUUCAAAUGUGAAAUUUGUUUAAAAACAUUUUCGCAAAAAAGUAAUUUGAAUAGACAUUCUCUUAGACAUACAGAAGUAGAGCCAUUCAAGUGUGAAAUUUGUUUAAAAACGUUUUCACAGAAGUAUUAUAUGAAAAUACAUUUGCGUAUACAUACAGGGGAAAAGAAAUUUAAAUGUGAGAUUUGUUUGAAAACUUUUUCACAUAAAGUUAGUUUAAAUUCACACAUGUGUAAUCACACAGGUGAAAAACCAUUCAAAUGUGACAUUUGCUCAAAAACCUUUUCACAGAAAUACAGUAUGAAAAGACACUUGUUGCUUCAUACAGGAGAAAAGCCAUUCAAAUGUGAUGUUUGCUCAAAAUCUUUUUCGGAAAAAUAUGAUUAUAUUAUACAUUAUCGUAAUCAUAGUAGAGAAAAGCCAUACAAAUGUGAAAGUGCUUUGGGGACUCAUUUGCACAGUCAUGCAAGAGAAAAGCCAUUCAAGUGUGAAAUUUGUUUGAAAACUUUUUCACAUAAAUAUAGUAUGAAAGUACAUUUGUUGAGUCACUCAGAUGAAAAGCCAUUUAAGUGUAACAUUUGUAUGAAAACUUUUUCACAAAAAUAUCAUUUCAAUAUUCAUUUGCAGAGCCACUUAGGAGAAAAGCCGUUCAAAUGUGACAUUUGUCCAAAAACUUUUUCACAAAAUAGUUCUUUGAAUAUACAUUUAUGUGGUCAUACAGGUGAAAAACCAUUCAAAUGUGACAUUUGCUCAAAAACCUUUACACAAAAAUACAAUUUGAAAAGACAUUUGCUUCUUCAUACAGGAUAAAAGCCAUUCAAAUGUGAUGUUUUCUUGAAAACAUUUUCAGAAAAAUUUCAUUUUAGUCUACAUUUCCACAAUCACAUUGGUGUUAGAAACUCGUCCACUGAUAUUGACUGUAAAGCCGGCCCUGUUCGAUUAUGUUAAUCGAUGCUAAUGAGCGAAUGCGCCUACUGUCUUAACCUACUUUAAUGUAGUGACUGUUUUUUAUUAUGGUAGUUUGAAUUGUUUAUAGCAAAUUGGAGAUUUCCAGGGAUUCGAAAAUUCUAGAAAUCGAGAGAGUGUAUAUAAACGAAUCUCUACCACCCAUAGUAGUCAGUAAAAAUUUUAUGUCGUAGUGAACACAUCGGCAUAAUUAAAAGUAAACCAAACGGUGAAUCCAAAUAAAUUAGUAUGUCAAGUAUUAGUGAAUAGUUAAGUGUAUUCAGUGUUAUUUUAUAAAUAAAUCAGUCAGUAAAA
Molecule: messenger RNA, 5073 nt
Organism: Diorhabda carinulata
Lineage: Eukaryota; Metazoa; Arthropoda; Insecta; Coleoptera; Chrysomelidae
Product: zinc finger protein OZF-like
Exons: 3
Coding region: 3205-4623 (472 amino acids)
Biological process (GO): regulation of transcription by RNA polymerase II
Cellular component (GO): nucleus
Molecular function (GO): DNA-binding transcription factor activity, RNA polymerase II-specific; RNA polymerase II cis-regulatory region sequence-specific DNA binding
Source: RefSeq, a predicted model, not a curated record